UAGAAUAAAGAAGAGAGAGAAAGAAGAGAGACGAAACCCCCCUAACAAUAUAUAUGAUACUUUUAUUGAUAUAGAUCAGUUAGAUGAAAGAGACAUGUGUGAUAUAUAUAAAUAUUAUAUUUUCAAAGUUAAGAGUAUCGAUUCACCUGUAUUAGUUCACGAAUCAUAAAGUCAGUCUGUUUUUCAAUACAAAAUAAACAUAUAUAAUAUGGAAAAGUCUUAUCAAUCUUCAAUGCCAAAUAUUUUCAAAAAUUGUCGGAGAUAGGAUAUUAUAUAGUAUAGAUAUAUGAAAUUUAGUAGUAAUAAUAAGCAUAAGAAUUGUGAUUAAAAAGAAGAUAAGUUUUUGGUAUCAUUGUUUUCGACUAGAAUGCUAAGAAUAAUAUGACAACUGAGUGUAACAUAGUUUAGUUUAUUAAGUUUUAGAUAGAUUUUUUGAAAUAUUUCUUUAACAUAAUAAAAUUCAGAUUUAAUUCAGAAGACAAGGAGUUGUAUCAAUAUCGAUGACAAUUUUGUUAUCUUAUACCAAUCAUCAUCAUUAACACUGCUACUUGAUACUUUUUUAUGGUCAACUCUGUUUUUGUAAACACCAGUUGAAACAGCAACUUAAUUUAGUAACACUAGCUUAUCUUUUUUAAUUAAAAUUAGGCACCGUUCAAGUGCAAAUCGCUUGUUUAUACUAUAGCUUGACGCUUUUUAGGCGACCCUGUAUUUAUGAUUUUAAAGAAAACUAACUUUUUUUAGAAAAUUUUUUUAAAUAUAUGACGAUGAAUAUAAGAAUAUGAUGAAUAGAAAAAUAUUCGAUGUCUCGAUAACUUCAGUGUCAUACAUGAGAAAGUAAAAAUCAACAUCUGUAACACAACAUUAAUAUUUAAUUGAUUGUUUAUCUUUCACUUUAUUUAGUAAUAUGAAAAUGAAUUAAAAACAGAUUUUACUUAAAGUUAAUUUGGUGUUUGCACUUUAGAAAAUUAGUUACCUUAAACUACAGUACAUUUUUCAGUCAGUUUUUAUUUGAAAAGGUGUACAUAUAAGAAAGUAUAAGCGACGCAGUUAAUUAUAGAGAACUAUUAAGACAUUAUAAAAAGUGCAUACUAAUUUCUAAUCCCAUGGUAUUUUAAAUAUUACUUUUUUUAAUAUUCAAUAUUAAUACAUAUAUUGUUUUUCGAACAAUUUAUCGUUAAAUUUUCUGUAAAUAUUGUAGUAAAUCUUUUAUUCCAGAAUACAAAAGUGAAAUACUGCAUAAAAAUUCCCGAAAAUUUCAUUUUUCAAAAACAAAUCUUUUCUUUUGUUCUUUGACUUUCUGAGACCGAAAGUUAAAUUUAUCAUUUUAUGAUGCUUAAAAAACUCUCGCUCUCAGUCAUAUUUACGAUUCAUCUGCUGUCGAACAUACAUAUGUUUAUAGUUAAUAUUUUUACAACAGAGCAUCGUUAAAACAUGAAAAGUACAAAAACGUAGGAUGAAGUUUCCCAUGAAGCCUUUUACUUUUCUAAUUUUAAAAUAACACACUCAUUACAUAUUCUGUACAAAAUUUCACGAUUCACCUUUUAAAGAAAACAUGUAUUAAUGCUGAAUAUAAACAACUUUUAUAAGAAAUUAAAAGAAUGAAAAACUAAAACUGCUCAAAGAUUCAUAUGAUGCGUUUUCAUGCUUUUAACUACUAGAGAUUAUGAAUGUUUCAAACAGUAAUAUCAAUUGAAUCAUACAAUUAAAUAAAAAGAGAGCAAGUGAAUAAUGAGCUAAAUGAAUUCUAAAGAUACAUCUGUUGACUGGUGAAUCCAGUUCGAUUUUAAUCAGUUUUUUUGGUAUAGCACCAGCAUCAUUUGCACAAGCUCGUAUAUGGCAUGACGAAAGAAAUCGAUUCGAUUCUGACCAACCUCAAAUAGCAAUCUACAAUAUGCCUUUUGUUUAUCGUCUGCAACCAGGUCAUACUUUGUCGAUUAAACAACUUCAUCAUGCUCUUCAUCUCACUGUUAACAAACAUCUCUCACUUCAUACAUCACUUCAUUUUGAUAUAAAAAAGAAUCAACUUCUGCAACGAGUUAUUACUCAUGACGAUAAAAAUAAUAAUAAUAAUAUGUUUUCAAUCAUCGAAACUACUUAUGAAACAGAUGAACAACUCAAUGAUAUUUUACAUGAUGAAAAACGUAAUCCUCAACUUUUUGAUCUUGCUCAAGGUCUUGUCUUUCGAUGUCACCUUGUUUACUACAAACAAAUCUCUUCAAAUCGUCUUCUUUCUGACAAAGAUCUACUUAUCUUUAACUUUCAUCAUGCUCUAUUUGAUUUUCCAUCGAUGAAUAUCUUUCUUCAUGACCUCAAUCAAGCAUAUACAACAGGCCAACUAUUAUAUGAUGAUAACACUAAUCUACGUUAUCUCGAUUAUGCUGUUAUCGAACAACAAAUGGCAAUGACUGGUGCAAGUAUGUUUUGGCUUGAUGCUCUUCAUAAUUGUAAACUUGAUCAGCCUUUGUCAUUACCAUUUGAUCGAUAUCGUCUAACCAGUGAACAUCGAAGUGGUCGUGGAACAUCUAUUUCUUUUGAUUUUGGUCAAGAUCUCUCACAUCACUUUCUUACACAUGCAUCAUCAAACAACAUAUCACUGGAACAUCUCACAUUUGCUAUUUACUUUCUCUUUCUAUUCAAAUUAACGAAUGGACAAACAGAUCUAUGUCUGGCUAUGCACAUUCAUAAUAAUCGAUAUAGAGAUGAACUCAAAUCAAUCAUUGGACUGUUUGAGAAUGUCAUUCCAUUACGAUGUCAAUCACAUCCUUACUGGUGUUUUCAUCAGUUACUCGAACAUGUUCGAGAGGUAACAACA
Messenger RNA from Adineta steineri, 2812 nucleotides. The record is from the annotation of a GenBank genome assembly. Lineage: Eukaryota; Metazoa; Rotifera; Eurotatoria; Adinetida; Adinetidae.